Messenger RNA from Arachis stenosperma, 2060 nucleotides. RefSeq names its product magnesium transporter MRS2-I-like. Gene Ontology annotation, biological process: magnesium ion transport. Bases 72 to 926 code for a protein of 284 amino acids. Gene Ontology annotation, molecular function: magnesium ion transmembrane transporter activity. The record is from RefSeq and is a predicted model, not a curated record. The transcript is spliced from 10 exons. Lineage: Eukaryota; Viridiplantae; Streptophyta; Magnoliopsida; Fabales; Fabaceae.
AUAUAUAAUUUUGAAUAAAUACUUACCUGCUCAUAUAUAUCCAUUAAUGUACGAUAUAAUUAUAUUAGGUGAUGAUGAAGGAGAAAUCACAUUCACAGUCCAGCAGCAGCACAAGUUGGAUUGUGCUCAACUCUAAGGGUCACUGUUCCAUCGUCGAUAUGGACAAGCAUCGCAUCAUGAAUCUAGCUCAGAUUCAUUAUCGUGAUUUUCGGAUUCUAGACCCCCUACUUUCAUACCCAUCAGCAAUUCUUGGUCGAGAAAAGGCUAUUCUGCUUAACUUGGAGCAUAUCAAAGCAAUAAUCACAUCUGAAGAGGUAUUUCUCCGAGAUCCACGGGAUGAAAAUGUAGUCCCUGUUGUUGAAGAACUCAAAAGGCGAUUGGCUCGCCAUGUAGACUACUCAACCUUGCAAUUUCAAGCAUUGGAGGUAGCCCUAGAAGCCAUUUGUAGUUAUCUCGCUGCACGUACAACGGAACUGGAAAUGGUUACAUAUCUGUCGUUGGAAAAGCUUACGAACAAGAUCAGUAGCUUGAAUUUGGAUUGUGUUCGAAAACUGAAGUGCACUACUUCUACGUUAACGGCUAAGGUUCAUAAGGUGAGAGAUGAGCUUGAACGUCUAUUGGACGAUGACCAAGAUAUGGCUGACCUGUGCUUGUCAAGAAAGCUGCUUUCGCCAGUUAGUAUAUCAGGUGCUGCUAAUAAGGCUUCUAUCUCCCCAACCUCAGGAUCCAAGAUCUCAAGUUUAUCAACAAUUCACGGUGAAGAAAAUGAUGUGAAGGAGCUUGAAAUGUUAUUGGAGGCUUAUUUCGUGCAAAUUGACCGGACACUGGAAAAAUUAAUCAAUAUGAAGGAGUACAUUGACGGAACAGAAGAUUAUAUUAAUAUACAGAUUGACAGUCGUCGAAAUAAGCUGAUUAAGAAGAACUAAUUUGUCCAUCCAAUAAAAUCAUAACUUGUGCCGUCAAGAGUGUAUCUGCUCUGCUAAGGUUUCACCAAAUAAAGUACCUGCGCCAUAAGGUCAAUGUUACAUCUCAACCAAGACAAUUGAACCGCAACGUAAAAACAAAUAAUGUAGAGUUUCAAUCAGGAUAGUUGACAAAGGAGGAACGAUGCUAACAACAAGGAGGGAGACAGAGGAAAUCUGGAAGGCAUUAUAUAACUGGAGGAGGAGGACGUAAGACAAGGUACCGAUGCUUGCCGAAAUAGUUUGAUGGCUAGACUCUUCGCAGAGAAACAGUUCUCAGCUGGGACCAUGGAGGGCUCAUUGAGAGCAAUAUGGGGAAGACCAGAUGGAUUCAAAGUAGUGGAGUUUAGGCACAACCAAAUUCAAUUCUACUUUGAUAAUGAGUGGAAGAUAGUGAGGGCAGAACGAGGCUCACCGUGGUUAUUUAAAGACUUCUCCUUUCAAGUACAGCGGUGGAAGGAAGACAGAAGUGUGGAAUAUCAAUUUACAAGGUUGUCAUUGUGGCUACAAUUUUGGGGACUUUCUGAGAACUUUAAAACAUUGGAGGUGGCUAGAAAACUAGUAAAUGGUAUUGGGAGCGUGCUCAAAGUGGAUUUCUUCAGUGUCAAAGAAAGAGAGUCACGGAUUGUGAAAGCUAGGUGGAGAUGCAAGGUGAAGGUUUGGUCAGAGAUACGCUAAAAAUAGCAGGUCCAAACAAAAUUCCCAUAGAAAAUUAGGGGGUUCAUAGUUCCGGGUUUGAUUUGCAAAUCUGCGGUAUUUAUCCACAUUCGAUCUGCAUUUUGUGGAUCUGAUCCGAUUCGCAUGAUUAUUGGAUCCGCAAUUAAAUAGGAUUCGAUCCCAGAUUUUGCAUCUGUAUCUACAAUCUGCAAAAUAAAUUAAAAAAUUAUAAUUAAAAAUAUAUAUAAUUAUUUUAACAUUCAAAACUCUAAUCCUCUAGCAACUCUCACCCUCUGUUGUGUUGCUGCGUUUAGGGGUGACAAAUGAACUAGUUCGUCGUAUUGAAAGCCCGUCAUUUAACGGGCUGACCGCUCCACCUCGCCUAGUGAGGUGUUCUGAAUUCCACUCCCGUUCCGCCUAACAGCGGGUUGGCGGGUUAAG